Molecule: messenger RNA, 1188 nt
Organism: Verticillium nonalfalfae
Lineage: Eukaryota; Fungi; Ascomycota; Sordariomycetes; Glomerellales; Plectosphaerellaceae
Exons: 2
Coding region: 1-1188 (395 amino acids)
Biological process (GO): nickel cation transmembrane transport
Cellular component (GO): plasma membrane
Molecular function (GO): nickel cation transmembrane transporter activity
Source: RefSeq, a predicted model, not a curated record
AUGGCGCGCUUCCGCAUUACCAUGCCGGCCCUCUUUAAGGGCCUCCCCGCAUCGUCCCUUCGCAUCAUUGCCUUCCUUAUCUCCGUCAACGUCGUUCUCUGGACCAUUGCCGCCAUCAUACUCGCGGCACAUCCUUCGCUUCUUUCUGCCGCCGCCCUCGCGUAUGUCCUGGGACUUCGCCAUGCCCUUGACGCUGAUCACAUCUCCGCAAUCGACCUUAUGACACGUCGUCUCAUCGCUUCGGGCCAGCGGCCUGUUUCAGUCGGGACCUUCUUUUCCCUCGGCCACAGCACCGUCGUCAUCGUCACCUGUGUUGUCGUUGCCGCCACUAGCGGAGCUUUGCGGGACCGCUUUGAUGGCCUCGCACGCGUUGGUAACAUCGUUGGCACUGCCGUCAGCGCCACCUUCCUGCUCCUGCUUUGCGCGGGUAACGGCUGGGUGCUGUACCGGCUCAUCCAGCAACUCCAUGAGAGGCUAGAAGAAGAGAGGGCCAGGGCGGUUCCAGAUGCGAACAACGGGAACGAAGACGAGCCUGUCGACGAUGCGGUGCAGAAUUUGCGGCUGGAAGGGGAAGGCUUCCUGGCCACCGUCUUUCGCAGGGUCUUCCGAAUUGUUGACAGGCCGUGGAAGAUGUUUCCUCUUGGCAUCUUGUUCGGACUUGGUUUCGACACGAGCUCCGAGAUUGCUAUUCUCGGCCUCUCGAGCGUACAUGGAGCCCAAGGCACGAGCAUCUGGCUCAUCCUCAUCUUUCCGGUACUGUUUACAGCGGGAAUGUGCAUGCUUGAUACGACAGACGGCGCCCUCAUGAUGGCUCUUUACACCAACAAGGCCUUCGCCAAAGAUCAUGUCGCCAUCCUCUACUAUUCAAUUGUUCUCACAGGCAUCACCGUCUUCGUCUCGGCCUUUAUUGGUCUCGUGCAGCUAUUCACCCUCAUCCAAAAUAUAGGCAAUCUCGAAGGAGGAUUCUGGGACGCAAUCGAAGCCAUCGGCGACAACUUUGACUUCAUUGGUGCGUGCAUCUGCGGGUUGUUCGUUAUCAUCGGCAUAGGAUCUAUCGUGGUGUACCGUCCCUGGCGCAGGAGGGCCAACCGACAGGGCCGCCUGCAAGCUGUCCCAACUCCCAGCGACGACGAUGAAGACGCCGGCCGGAGGCGGCAUUCGGAGGAGCCACUACUGGGAAAUCAAUAG